AUGAGCAUCAUAGAAGUCACUAAAGUGAUUGAAGACCCUGCGUCCUCGGAGAGCGUGUCAUUGACUUUGCAAAGGAAUACAGAGACUGGAUAUUUUCUUCUAAGACCUCUCGUCCCAUUGUUAUCACAUUAUGAAGGGAAACGUGUGAACGUGGACCAGAGUGAUGAGGUACGUAAGGAGGAGGAGGAUAGAUUAUGUGCAAAAUAUGGGAUCCUUGUUGAUACUGAUAAGGACGGUGAGAAAUGGAUUACUAGUGAUAAAGUGUUUCAGCUGCUUGAUAUGUUGAAUCUUUUGGAUUUGUUUAAAGAUGAUUUUGAUGCCUUGAACGUGACUGGUGAACAAGAAAGGAAUAAUAUGAAACGUGUGAAUGGAUUGGAGGAAUUUGGGAUGAGUUUGGAUUCUCACAGAGGAGAACUAGGAUCACCUUUGAAGAAAUUGAAGAUGGACAACGACAACAGUAAUAAAAAUAAUAACAGUAAUACAAAACCACAACAAAAUAAGCUGCAACAGCGACAGGAAGAGAUCAAUGACAGACCCAUUAUUACUUUUGACCACGACUUACGUGACUCGACCAUUACGAACUUGCCGUUGAAGAUGAACCACGCUUUGCAACUAUCGUCUGAGAUAGAUAAUGACGAAAGAUUAAAAUUGGAGAAUUUCCUACAAAGGUUAUUAUUACCCAAUAUUCAAAAUAACUCAGAUUCCUCUAAUGCUUAUGAUAAUGGAUCUGUAUCAUUUAAUUCCUUGAUGCAUGAAAUGGAUGCUACUUUCCCACACACGUCAUUAAAUCUAAAUAUCCCAAUUGAUGAAUAUGGGAAUACCCCCCUACAUUGGUUAACCUCUACGGCAAACAUUGACUUAGUGAAAGAAAUGGUGAAAAAUGGUGCUAAUAGACUAUUGGGAGACAAUUCAGGUGAAUCUGCUUUGGUGAAAGCUACCAAGACUGUAAACAACUACGAUUCAGGGACAUUUGAGGAACUCCUAGACUAUUUAUAUCCCUGUCUAAUCUUAUUAGAUGCCAUGGAUAGAACUAUAUUACAUCAUAUUGUGAUUACAUCGGGGAUGAAAGAUCAUGCUCUUGUAGCCAAAUAUUAUCUAGAUAUACUAAUGGGAUGGAUAGUGAAAAAGCAACCAAGACCUAUCCAUGGUGUGGGAAAUGGACCAGUGAUUGAUAGUUUAGAUUUGAAAUGGAUCUUAACAAAUAUGUUGAACGCUCAAGAUGUUAAUGGUGACACUUGUCUAAAUAUUGCUGCUCGAUUAGGUAAUGUCGGGAUUGUAGAUGCAUUAUUGGAAUAUGGUGCAGAUCCUUAUAUUGCUAACAAGUCUGGGUUAAGACCUUUAGACUUUGGAGCUGGUACUUCGAAGUUUCAAACGCAUGAACUAGAGCUAAAUCUAGAUCAUGACGGUGCUAAUAAACAUCAUGGAGGUGAUGAUGACGCCAUUUUAGAUCAUCCAACAUCCUCAGAUUUAUUGGAGGACGGUAUUGUCAGUUCUCCAAAGAAUAAACCAGAUACGAAAGCCUUGGUUAGUGAAUUGCAAACAUUACUUGACGCUGUCUCAAAGGAUUACGAUAUAGAGAUGUCAACGAAUAAGGAAAAGCUUGAGAAACUGAAAGAAAAAUUAAACACAAAACGUCAAGAACUUUCUACUUCAAGAGAUCGGUUGACGCAAACAAAGCAAUUAAGAGAUGAAUAUCAACUAUUGAAGGAGCAGGUAAAUAAUAUUAAAAAAGGUAUUGCAGAGCAGGAGGAGAGCUUCCAACACGAAAGUGAGAAGUUAGGUAUUUCGGCCGAAGAUUCUGUUGGUAUUGAUUGGGAUUCCAGUGAAUUUGAUGCAGAUGAGCCAUUUAGAAUUGAGUUCAUAUAUGAUCUGUUAGAGAACAGGUUAACUGAUGUAUAUAAUGGUGAUAUUGAAAAAUUAUUGAAGGAAGAGAAUGUAGAUGAACUUGUCUCGAAAAUACGAAAUGGUUUUGAUGAACGAUUAAAUUCCAUAUUACCUCCCAAAUUCCUAUUACAGGCAAGAGUCAAUGCGUAUAAGAGAAAUGAUGAUCAAUUACAAAAAAUAUAUGAUGGGAUAAAACAAAAACAAGAUGAUUUGGAAAGUAAAUUCAGAAGAGUACUAUCUUUAUGUUUAAAGAUUGAUGAAGACAAAGUGGAUGGGAUGCUUGAUGGCUUAUUACAAGCAAUUUCAUUUGAAGAUCCCCAUGACAUUGACACGGACGAAAUGCAAGAUUUCUUGAAAAAACAUGCAGUUUAA
Molecule: messenger RNA, 2256 nt
Organism: Naumovozyma castellii
Lineage: Eukaryota; Fungi; Ascomycota; Saccharomycetes; Saccharomycetales; Saccharomycetaceae
Gene: SWI6
Product: transcriptional regulator SWI6
Exons: 1
Coding region: 1-2256 (751 amino acids)
Source: RefSeq, a predicted model, not a curated record